AAAAAAUUUAUUACCAGCGAGAAACUGCUCGGUUGGGGAUUUUAGUUUAUUCGUGAGGUAUCGCCGACUCCAGCCGCCUCUCCAGUGGCCCUAGCUGCUCCUAAAAUACCCCAGCGCGCCGUUUCUUUUCUUUCCUUUCUCCUUAUGAUCCUUUCUGCGCCGAUUGAACCCCAAACCUAGACAAACAACAUGGCUAUACACGAGUCGCCUGCCAUCCAGGAUGGCCCCAACUAUGAUGACAACUUUGCCGACGUGGAGAAGAAGGAAUAUGGCGAUGACGCCCCAGCCAACGACCCAUUUGGAAAUGAGGAAGAAGGAGAAGUCAAGUACCGUGUGAUGAGUUGGUGGCAAUGUGGAAUGUUGAUGAUUGCAGAGAAUAUGUCCCUGGGAAUUCUCUCUCUCCCAUCUGCAAUGGCAACGCUGGGACUGGUUCCAGGUGUCAUUAUCCUGAUCGGCAUGUCCGGCGUCUCAUGGUACACAGGUUAUGUUAUUGGACAGUUCAAACUCCGCUUCCCCCAGACGCACAGUAUGGGAGACGCUGGAGAGCUUAUUCUGGGCCGCUUCGGACGGGAGGUCAUGGGUAUUGGCCAGCUUCUACUCUUGAUAUUCCUGAUGGCGAGUCAUAUUCUUACCUUUUCGGUCUUGUUCAACACCAUCACUGGCCAUGGAACCUGCACGAUUGUUUUCGCCGUCAUUGGCAUGAUCGUUAGCUUCAUCGGCGCCCUUCCACGUACCAUGAACAAGGUGUAUUGGAUGUCUGUCGCAUCAUGUAUUAGUAUCAUCACGGCGACUAUUGUCACCAUGAUCUCCAUUGGAGUCCAAGCUCCCCCGGAUGUGCAAGUCGAUGCGACCAGAGAUGUCAGCUUCCAGGACGCUUUCUUGGCCGUGACCAACAUCAUCUUUGCUUACAUCACCCACGUUGCCUUCUUCGGACUGAUCUCGGAGAUGAGAGACCCUCGCGAAUUUCCCAAGUCUCUGACCAUGCUUCAAAUCGUGGACACGUCCAUGUACGUCGUCACCGCGAUCGUCGCCUACCGUUACGCCGGACCCGAUGUUGCAUCCCCUGCCCUUUCGUCUGCCGGACCUGUGAUGAAGAAGGUCGCCUACGGCAUUGCUAUUCCAACUGUUAUCAUCGCCGGUGUUAUCUAUGGUCACGUCGCCUGCAAGUACAUUUACGUCCGUGUUUUCCGUGGAUCUGACCACAUGCACCAAAAGAGCAUGCUUUCUGUGGGAACCUGGGUUGGUAUCGCGCUCGCCCUAUGGCUCAUUGCAUGGGUUAUCGCUGAGUCCAUUCCCGUCUUCAACGAUCUGCUCAGUUUGAUCAGUGCCCUGUUCGGCAGUUGGUUCAGUUAUGGAUUCCCCGCCAUCUUCUGGUUGGUCAUGAACAAGGGCGUCUGGUUCUCCUCUCCCAGAAAGAUUCUCCUCACCAUCGUGAAUGUGAUCAUUCUCGGCAUCGCCUGUGCCAUUUGCGGUUUGGGACUCUACGUCUCGGGUAAAUCGAUUCAUGAGAACUCCUCGUCCUCCAGCUGGACCUGUGCCAACAACGCCGUUUAAAUAUCUUCCGCGGCAAUCUCGACCGCUCGAGCUACGUGAACACCACGCAUAUCGUGAUACGAAUUGAUGUUGAGAUUGGCAUGUUAGAAACAGCCAUUGCGAUUAUAGCGGGCCUAUAGUGUUGUGACUUGUCAAGUCACUGGAUUCAAGGCUGUUCUAAUUGUUAUAUAUAUAUAUACUCCUUGAUCGGUAUAUUAGAGGCCGUCAAGGAUUCUAUACUGUACAUAGAAUAUCUAGAGAGCGAGUUUCAUCUUUUUACAUACAACAUGAAGUCAAAUGAACAUAAUCAUUUCCAUUCCAGUAUUGCCCAGAUAGAUGGCAACGAUCAUGGAUAUCGUGACUGUCAGCGGCCUCUGCACUACACCUAUGGUGCCCCUAGUGCCACAUAAUGCCAAUGCUCGCUCGCUACCUCGUAUACUGAAACUUUAUCCAAUUACGAAUGUAUCUAUUUACUUUGCUGCCUA
Messenger RNA from Aspergillus alliaceus, 2018 nucleotides. RefSeq names its product transmembrane amino acid transporter protein-domain-containing protein. Lineage: Eukaryota; Fungi; Ascomycota; Eurotiomycetes; Eurotiales; Aspergillaceae. Gene Ontology annotation, cellular component: vacuolar membrane. The transcript is spliced from 9 exons. The coding region runs from base 190 to 1554 and encodes 454 amino acids. Gene Ontology annotation, biological process: amino acid transmembrane transport. The record is from RefSeq and is a predicted model, not a curated record. Gene Ontology annotation, molecular function: amino acid transmembrane transporter activity.